This is a messenger RNA of Puntigrus tetrazona (Sumatra barb), 1268 nucleotides long. Its product is annotated as gastrula zinc finger protein XlCGF8.2DB-like. The record is from RefSeq and is a predicted model, not a curated record. Gene Ontology annotation, biological process: regulation of transcription by RNA polymerase II. The coding region runs from base 80 to 955 and encodes 291 amino acids. The transcript is spliced from 3 exons. Gene Ontology annotation, cellular component: nucleus. NCBI's taxonomy places the organism in Eukaryota, Metazoa, Chordata, Actinopteri, Cypriniformes, Cyprinidae. Gene Ontology annotation, molecular function: DNA-binding transcription factor activity, RNA polymerase II-specific; RNA polymerase II transcription regulatory region sequence-specific DNA binding.
GUCAUCGGUCUGCGCCGCGCUCCGGCUGUUUGUUUUGGUUCGACAGAAGAUAGAAAUCCAUGUGCACGCAAUUGCAAAGAUGGCUUUUAUUAAAGAGGAAACUGAAGAUAUAAAGAUUGAAGAAGCAUUUGGAGUAAAACAAGAAGACACCGAUGAAGAUAUAGACCUGAUGGAGCUGAUAGAAGAGAGUAGAGAUCGGUAUAAGAAACGCGAUCGCAGCACUGGAGAAAAGUCUUUAAGUUGUUCACAGACCGAAGAGACUCCCUCACAAGAAAAAGCUCAGAAGUCUCGAGUUAGAAAUCGCGUCAUCUGCUCCGAGUGCGGGAAGUGUUUCAGCCAUCAAGGAAACCUUAAAGUGCACAUGAGGGUUCACAGCGGAGUGAAGCCCGUCGCCUGUCCUCAGUGCGGAAUCAGGUUCACUCAGCAAGUCAACUUCGACCGACACGUGCGGGUUCACGACGAAGACAAGCCCUACAGCUGCGAGCUGUGCGGAAAGAGCUUCACGGCGCAACUCAGCCUCGACUACCACAUGAACAGCCACAACGGUGACCGCGAAUUUUCCUGCGAUCAGUGCGGUAAGCGCUUCAGGCACAAAGCGGCCAUUAGCAACCACAUGAAGAUUCAUUCAAGAUUGGAGAGCUUCGUGUGUCGCCAGUGUGGAUCGAGUUUCACCGAUCCGAAUCACCUCCGGAGUCACGUAGUCACUCACUCCGGAGCGGAGCCUCACAUGUGCGGUCGCUGCGGGAAGGGUUUCGCCAACAAAAGGUCCCUCAAGGUUCACAUGGUGAUUCACACUGGAGAGAAGCCGUUCAACUGCCACGAGUGCGGGAAGAGUUUCAAAUUCCAGACCAACUUCCGGGCUCACGUGAGCGUUCACAUUGAAGAGCGGUCCUUCACCUGCCCUAUCCGUGGAAAGGGCUGCAAGCUCAAGCUUCGCGUGAGGCCUCGACCUUAAAUGUGUAUCGAUCAAAAAGCCUUCAACAAGCGACGUUUUCAGUGUUUUCCUCGGUGCGUCGUUUCCAAACACUACAUUUUCAUUGACCUUUUUAAAAAUGUUUAACUUUAUCUAUACGUAUGUAAAAUUAUGGUAAUAUUGCGUGAACAUUCACGUGAAAUUCUCUGUGUGUCAGUUUAAUGCGGUAACUUAUUUACGAAAAAAUAUGUAUUUAUGGUAUUCCGUUCUUCGAGAAUGAAGCGUGUGAGCCAAUAACUCAGAGAGGGAACUUUUUGAAUGAAUCGAAUCAAAUGAAUAAAGACAUUUACUGCCA